This is a messenger RNA of Pogoniulus pusillus (Red-fronted tinkerbird), 4455 nucleotides long. It is a transcript of the gene DSE, whose product is annotated as dermatan sulfate epimerase. Gene Ontology annotation, molecular function: chondroitin-glucuronate 5-epimerase activity. Lineage: Eukaryota; Metazoa; Chordata; Aves; Piciformes; Lybiidae. The record is from RefSeq and is a predicted model, not a curated record. Bases 226 to 3108 code for a protein of 960 amino acids. The transcript is spliced from 7 exons.
CCUCCGCCUCCCUCCCGCUCCGUCCCCCGGGGCUGCAGAGGAGAAACUUUCUGGCUGCCGAGCGGGUCCGCGCCGCGCCGAGCCAGGCAGGGGCCGCCGGUGCACCGUUACCGCAAGAGCCUCCGAGCCUUUUGCCAGAGAGUGAACCCUCCCAGCCGUGCGUAUGUAAGAGGAUAUUUCAAAGAUGGUUUGGCUGCCAUUGAGACUUGGAGAUCUGAUGCCACAAUGAGGACUCACACACGGGGAGCCCCAAGUGUGUUUUUCAUACACGCAGUUUGCUUCGCCUUUGCCUACGGCGCCAGGAAGGACCCGGACGCGAUGGUUCCUUUUGUCAAUGCCAACUACGACAGCUACCCCAUGCUCUACUUCUCCAGAGCAGACGUGGAGACUCUGCGUCUCCAGGCUGCCACCACGCACCAGCACAUUGCAGCUCGUCUGGUCGAGGCGGUGCAGACGAUGGUGUCUAACCCCCUGGAGUACCUUCCUCCCUGGGAACCGAAGGAGUUCAGCGCUCGGUGGAAUGAGAUCUACGGCAACAACCUCGGAGCGCUGGCCAUGUUCUGUGUCCUCUACCCUGAAAACAUCGAGGCCAUCAACAUGGCCAAGGAUUACAUGGAGAGGAUGGCAGCUCAGCCUAGUUGGCUGGUGAAGGAUGCCCCAUGGGAUGAGGUCCCUCUUGCUCACUCCUUAAUUGGUUUUGCCACUGCAUAUGACUUCUUGUACAGCUAUCUUAGCAAGACUCAGCAGGAGAGAUUUCUUGAGGUAAUUGCCAAUGCCUCGGGAUAUAUGUACGAAACAUCAUACAGACGUGGAUGGGGCUUCCAGUACCUCCACAACCACCAGCCUACCAACUGUGUGGCCCUGCUGGCUGGCAGCCUGGUUCUGAUGAAUCAAGGCUACCUUCAGGAGGCUUACUUGUGGACAAAGCAGGUGUUAGCCAUCAUGGAGAAGUCAGUGGUCCUGCUGCAGGAGGUCACAGAUGGCUCCCUCUAUGAAGGGGUGGCUUAUGGCAGUUACACAACCAGAUCACUGUUCCAGUACAUGUUUCUUGUCCAAAGGCACUUUGACAUCAAUCAUUUCAGCCACCCUUGGCUCAAGCAGCACUUUGCAUUUAUGUACAGGACUGUCCUGCCAGGCUUUCAGAGAACUGUAGCCAUUGCAGACUCCAACUAUAACUGGUUCUACGGGCCAGAGAGCCAGCUGGUGUUUCUGGACAAAUUUGUCAUGCGCAACGGCAGCGGGAACUGGCUGGCAGAGCAGAUCAGAAGGAACCGAGUGGUGGAGGGCCCAGGGACACCAUCCAAAGGGCAGAGGUGGUGCACUCUCCACACUGAAUUUCUCUGGUAUGAUGCAAGUCUGCGCUCCGUACCUCCGCCAGACUAUGGGGUUCCUAAGCUGCAUUAUUUUGAGGACUGGGGAGUGGUAACCUAUGGAAGUGCUCUGCCAGCUGAAGUCAACAGGCCUUUCCUUUCCUUCAAGUCAGGAAAGCUGGGAGGACGUGCAAUAUAUGAUAUUGUUCAUAAGAACAAGUACAAAGAGUGGAUCAAGGGGUGGAGGAACUUUAAUGCUGGCCAUGAACACCCGGACCAGAACUCCUUUACUUUUGCUCCCAACGGUGUACCUUUCAUAACAGAAGCUCUGUAUGGGCCAAAAUACACUUUCUUUAAUAAUGUGUUGAUGUUUUCCCCUGCUGUGUCCAAGAGCUGCUUCUCCCCAUGGGAAGGGCAGAUUACAGAAGACUGUUCCUCUAAGUGGCUUAAAUAUAAACACGACUUGGCAGGUGACUGUCAGGGACGAGUGGUUGCUGCCAUGGAGAGAAGCGGAGUGGUUUUUAUCAGGGGAGAAGGAGUGGGUGCAUACAACCCUAAACUGAAGCUGAGAAAGCUGCAAAGAAACCUCAUACUUCUCCACCCCCAGCUUCUCUUGCUAGUGGACCAAAUCCAUCUGGAAGACGACAGCCCUCUAGAGGCAGCGACCAGUUUCUUCCACAAUGUGGAUGUGCCUUUCGAGGAAACCGUUGUCGAUGGUGUCCACGGGGCCUUCAUUAGGCACCGCGAUGGGAUAUAUAAGAUGUACUGGAUGGACGACACCGGCCGCAGCGAGAAGGCCACCAUCGCCUCCAGGAUGUACCCCAGGGGCUACCCCUACAACGGAACCAACUACGUGAAUGUAACGACCUUCCUGCGGCACCCUGUCACCAGGGCCAUUUACCUUUUCAUUGGGCCCUCCGUCGACGUGCAGAGCUUCACCGCCCGUGGCGACUCUCCGCAGCUGGACGUUCUUGUCACCACCGGGGAGCACGCCUACGCGGUCCACCUGUGGCCCGUCGAGGAUGGGUCCCGCUCUGCCUUUGCACAGGUUAUUGCAGACCACCAGAAAAUCCUCUUUGACCGAGCCUCUGCCGUUAGGAGCUCCACAGUGCCAGAAGUGAAGGACUAUGUAGGGAUCGUGGAGAGGAACCUGCAGCAUUUUAAGCCUGUUUUCCAGCAGCUUGAGAAGCAGAUCUUGUCUCGCGUGCGCAACACGGCUAGCUUCAGGAAGACUGCCGAGCGCUUGCUGAGGUUCUCAGAUAAGAGACAAACAGAGGAGGCCAUCGAUAGGAUAUUUGCAAUCUCACAGAGGCAGCAGCAGCAGCAGCAUGGCAGAGCAAAGAAAAACAGAAAAGUGGCCAAGGGCUACAAAUUUGUUGAUGCUGUGCCUGACAUAUUUGCACAAAUCGAGGUAAAUGAAAGAAGAGUGCGACAGAAGGCGCAGACUCAAGCACAAAAAGAGUCACCUGUAGAUGAAGAUGAGGAAAUGAAAGACCUUCUGGAUUUUGCAGAUAUCACUUAUGUGAAGCACAAAACUGGAGUGUCAAUCAAAGGCCGAUCAGGGCUGGCGCAGAUGGUGACGACUGCUCGAAGCAGUGCCCCAUCGAUAUCAGCUUCCUAUACUCGCCUCUUCCUGAUUCUCAACAUCGCUAUUUUCUUUGUCAUGUUAGCAAUGCAGCUCACCUAUUUCCAGAAGGCCAAGAGACUGCAUGGCCAACGAUGUCUGUAUGCAAUCCUUUUAGUAGACAGCUGUAUAUUAUUGUGGCUGUAUUCCUCCUGCUCUCAGUCACAAUGUUAGCAGAAGACCUCAACUAGUCGACCAGUUUAUGGUCAUAUACGUCUAUGCAAAAUCAUUAACCCUAAUAGGGCCAAAGUUUAUCUUCUUUUUGUUCUUUUUUUUUUUCUGAAACAUUCCAAAAACAGCUUGGGGAAGAUUGGUUUCAGACCAGAAGGAAUAGAAGAAUAGAGCAGGGAAUGAAUAGCUCAGAAACCUAAGUACUUAAUAAGUACACCUGCUUUGUGAUUGGAGUUGAGCCUCGCAUCUGAGGGAGCGUUGUGCUUUGUUCAACAGAGUUGGGUAACGUAAAGUUGUGAUUCAAUUUUUGGUGAGAAGAGCCUUCUGAGUAGAUUCAUUCCUAUGGGCUUGCUUUUUUAUACAGAAGUGGGUUUGCAUUUAGUGAGUUUUUAUUUCAGGCUGCUAGGGAUGUCUCUGGACAUUCUCUUAAGAAGAGGAGAUUCAACCACAAGUAUGCAAGGCAGAUCUUAGACUUGAUUUCUCUCUGCCAAACCAAAGAAUGCUUCAGUAUGGGACACUCCUGGUUAGUUAUUGUGGACCCUGUGUCAUGUCAUCUCUUGAUUGGCUAGGGCUGGGUGAUAGGUUAGACUGGAUGAGCUUGGAGGUCUCUUCCACCCUGGUUGAUUCUGUGAUUCUCUUCCAUGCUUUACAGCGUGGCACGAUGGGAAAUGGUGAUCAUGUCAGCCCUUACCAAGCAAGAGGCACACUGGCUAGCAGGCAGUAGCAGGAGGCAAAAACAAAAGGCUAACUCAAAGCAUAAAGAACACAAUUCUCAGGAAAGGCAAAUAUCUUUUAGUCAAGUGUAGACCGGGGAGGGAUGAAUGCUGCAGGGUCUGUUCUCAUUUUUACAAGACAGGAGUUCACAAAUGUUUUCUGUAGUUCGAAGCACAGCUCAUUAGGGAAAUGAUGUCUUAGAUCACUGUCCUUCCAUAUGCAAUUGUAAAAUACAAACAAAAAACCUAAAGCUAUCCUGUGGUAACCUCAGCAAUUGCCAGUAAUGGAAAAAGAGGUAUUAAGGAAGUAUUUAAUGUCUUUUUUCCUGUUCACAUGGCUGAAAACAGAGGACAUUUAAAACUGUGUGAACAGCCUGUUCUCUAUAAAGCACCAGCAAGGGUUCUGCAAGCUCUUGGUGGCCCUGGGUCAAUUAUUUGGGGAUCAGUGGUGAAUGGAAGUGUGUGGUUUAUGACAGAAAGAAAUUUGACGUUUCCACAUCUAUCCCCUUCUGUUCAUUAAACUGAUGACCAAAAAACUGUAACUAUUUGAGAGAAUGGAAGCUGGAUGGGAUUGGGUAUAUCUGUAUGUCUUACAGAAAACCAGUUCUUCUUGCUAAAUAAAAACAUUAGAGUGGUC